AUGUUGAUUGUGCUGCCGUUGGGAUGUGCAACGAUCUGGACAAUAUGGACUCAAUCUGGGGACACGAUGAAAGCCAUGGUUCCGUAUCUGUUGGUAUUUCAUGGAACAAUUUUGAUGUUUGACCUAUUUUUUCUGGUGACAGAUGUGAGAACGUGGUUUCCUGUGAUUGGGCUUACCUAUCGACCGAUAAUAUCAGUGCCGUUUUUGCUGGAGGUUUACUACCCAAUAGCCUGUGGACUUUUGCUGACUGGAGUAUUGGCCAUGGGUGUGCUUCUACGACGUCGUGCUGCCGCCGUGGCUGGCGUGUUGCAGCACGUUCCGCAAAAAGUGCUACUUACUGUCGAGGGGGUUUUCGGGGUGACGAUGGAGCUCGGUGUCGUUUUGACGGCCUAUUUUGGUGUAGCCGAUCGUGCAAAGGCCGAGCAAUACUACAGGACGGUGUUUCCACAUCAGCCACAAUUGUUGCCUUCUAACCAACCUGCCGUUUAUUAUGUCCCGUCGAUCAACCCGAUUUUUAGUUAUUAUAUCGGGCUGUUGUGCUUUCUAAUCUGCGUGCUGGUGCUCGAAAUCUUAUUUUCGAUAUACGCUUUUAUUCACGCGUUAGAGAGGCGGAGUCGGGAUGGAUCGAGGGUCCGAUCCAAGCAACAAACACGCGCAUACCAGUGUAUUUUAUUGCAGUUCAUGGCGCCUGCUUCGGGAAUUAUCUACAGCCUAGGUGUUGGAUUGGCGGCAACUUUUGGGGUGGACCUGCCCUUUGAAUAUUUAAAUCCACUGCUUCCGAUCACCUUUAGCCUGAACACCUACUGGGUAUCUGCUACCUGUAUUGCUUUUAAUGCCAAAUAUAAGCAGUAUUUCUUUCAACGUUUUGUUCCGAAGUUUCUUCGACCGAUCGACGAGUCGCCGGCUUCGCAUCCAAGGCUUCUAACGCAAAGUGUUGCUGCUGUUACCAGGCAU
Mesorhabditis spiculigera is the source of this 954-nucleotide messenger RNA. NCBI's taxonomy places the organism in Eukaryota, Metazoa, Nematoda, Chromadorea, Rhabditida, Rhabditidae. The record is from the annotation of a GenBank genome assembly.